UCCCAUGGAAACCAUCACCAUCAUCACGAAAAACCUCUGCUUGAACAAAACAAAGGCUCUAUGUACAAACAUCUCGUUUUUCAAAGUACGGAAGAGAGUGCUUACCUGGAUUCUACGUGGAAGGGACUUACAGCACUUGGAGGCUUGUAUUUCAUGUUUCUAGUGGAGCAUUUGAUCACUUUAAUAAAGCAGUUUAAAGACAAGAAGAAAAAGAAAAAAAAUGAAGAUGAUGGAGAAAGUAAGAAGUUUACAGCGAAUGAAGAGAAGUUAGACGCAGAUGAUCGGCCUGAGGGCUACCUAGGGGCAGACUCUCAAGAUCCAUCGCCCUUCAUUUCUCAGCAGCCAACUGUACAAGAAGAAGAAGAAGUGAUGAUAGCUCAUGCUCAUCCAGAGGAGGCUGACAAUGAAUAUGUGUCCAGGGGCUGUAGAAACAAAUGUCAUUCUCACUUACACGAUACGCUAGGACAGACAGAUCAUCUUAGCCAUCACCACCAUGACUACCAUCAUAUCCUGCAUCACCAUCACCAUCAGAACCAUCAUCCCCACAGCCACAGCCAGCGCUACUCGCGUGAAGAGCUGAAGGACGCGGGGAUAGCGACUCUGGCGUGGAUGGUGAUCAUGGGGGACGGCCUGCACAACUUCAGUGACGGCCUCGCCAUCGGAGCAGCCUUUACUGAAGGGUUAUCUAGUGGUUUGAGCACUUCUGUGGCUGUGUUUUGCCAUGAAUUACCUCAUGAGCUAGGAGAUUUCGCCGUGCUUCUGAAAGCCGGCAUGACUGUCAAGCAGGCUGUGCUUUACAACGCUCUGUCAGCCAUGCUGGCCUAUCUGGGAAUGGCCACUGGGAUCCUGAUCGGUCAUUACGCAGACAACGUUUCAAUGUGGAUAUUUGCACUUACUGCUGGCUUGUUCAUGUAUGUGGCUCUUGUGGACAUGGUGCCUGAAAUGCUCCACAACGAUGCCAGUGAUCAUGGAUGCAGCCGCUGGGGAUACUUCCUGUUGCAGAACGCUGGGAUUCUGUUGGGGUUUGGGAUAAUGCUGCUUAUCUCCGUAUUUGAACAUAAGAUUGUGUUCAGCAUAAACCUGUAA
Leptosomus discolor (cuckoo roller) is the source of this 1086-nucleotide messenger RNA. NCBI's taxonomy places the organism in Eukaryota, Metazoa, Chordata, Aves, Leptosomiformes, Leptosomidae. The record is from RefSeq and is a predicted model, not a curated record.